CGACAGCCUUAAAGCGUCUGGAUUGCCUCGUGAGACUUCCAGCAUUUAUCCAAAUGCCGCCGAUCAGCUGGGGAGGGCCCCUGUCUCCUCCCGAGGAGCAUGCAACAAGCCAGGCUAGUUCUGCAGCGCACGUGGGACCUGACCAGUCCACUCCAGCGGCAUCUGCAAUGGAUUCAGAGGCAGACCCCAUCUUCAUUGAACCGGUGGUCACUCAGCACCAUGUUCCAUGUCCAGCAUUGUUCCUCAAUGCAGUUAAGAAACAAUGGGCUUCCCCAGGUACCUUCCCUCUUCCAGGUGGGAACGAUAAGAAGUUGUUUAGUAUGGCCUCAGAAUUAGAUGAGGCACUGAACAUUCCCACGGUGGAUGAGCCCCUGUCUCACCUUUUCUCCCCUUUCACUAUUUCUGGGAAUAUGGCAGAGGCCUUAAAAUCUGAGGAACGCAGAUUGGAAAUGACAUUUAGAAGGUCACACCAGGCGGCGGCGUGGUCUAUCAGGGCUUCCACUUCAGCCUCCUUCUUCACUAGAUCCACCCUUAUCUGGCUUUGUCAGCUCCAAGCUAGGAUUCCCCCGGACGAUGUCCGCACACAUCAGGACCUGAGCAAGUUAGUGGCCGUGAUGGAAUACGCUUCCGAUGCAACUCUACACACUGCAUGGUUUUCUUCCAGAUCCUUGGCGUUCAAUGUGACAGCCCGCUGCAUGCUAUGGCUAAGACACUGGCAGACAGACACCAAGUCUAAGUGGCGUCUGGCAGCAGCUCCAUACCAAGGUAGCAAAUUAUUUGGGGAUGCCUUAGCCCCAUUUCUGACUGAGAAUAAGGACAAAAUGAAGAUUCACCUUACUAAGCAGUCCAAUAGGCGGACUACUCCUUAUAACUGUAGACAAUUCUUUUGGUCUGCCACUCCUCCUCCAACCACACAACAUUCUCGGCCCUUCACUCCCAGACAGGACCGUCCGGUUGACAGACCGGCCCCAAGACCCAGGCAGCAGUUUCAGUCCAAAUGGCCUUUUGAGGCGGGGGACGUCCCUUUCGCAGGAAGUGACUCCCCAGUGGAUCCUCCCAUAGGGGGAAGGCUUUCCCUCUUUGUCACUCAAUGGGAGGUCACCACCACAGACAUCUGGCCUAUCUCUGGAAUUCAUUUCCGGUCCACCAAGAUGGUUUAUUUCUUUCCCUCAAUCAAAAAGGUCUCUAAGGAAAGGUCUCAUGCAGGAGGCCAUACAUCACUUAUUGGACAUAAAGGCCAUAGAACCAGUACCUCCGGUUCAACGAGGUCACAGAUUCUACUCCAUUCUCUUUGUGCUCCCCAAGAUCUCGGGAGGUUGGAGAGCAAUCUUAGACCUAAAACGCCUGAAUCUUUAUCUGGCAUACCGAAGGUUCAAAAUGCAAACACUUCAGUCCAUCCUAGGCAGCAUCCGAAAGGGGGACUUUCUCACAUCCGUGGACCUCACCGAGGCAUACCUACACAUCCCCAUCAUCCCCGGCCACUGCCGGUUUCUCAGGUUCGGUUACAUGGGGCAUCAUUAUCCAUACAGGGCACUUCCAUUCGGGCUGUCAUCGGCCCCAAGGGUGUUUUCCAAGGUUCUGGCGGUUCUUGCUGCAUACCUGUCGUGCAAUGUGCCAUGCUACCUGGACGACAUCUUAAUACAGUUGUCCUCUCUCCGGGGGGCUCAGGGAGACCUGAGACUGGUGAUUGAGGUCCUACAGAGUCAUGGAUUUUCAGUUAACUUCAAGAAAAGUCAGACAGUCCCAUCAACAAGAUUGCUCCACUUAGGCACCAUAAUAGACACAAUAGAAUGUCGGGUUUAUCUGUCCCAGGAAUACAGGACAGUAUACCGGACCUGAUUCUCAAGGUCUGCAGGGACAGGACUCUGUCACCCUCCGGUCUUUCCUGGCUUCUGGGAAAGAUGAUAUCAUGUAUCUCGAUCGUUCCCUGGGCCAGGUUACACUCACGGUCCCUCCAGUGGUUUCUUCUUCCCUAUCAGAAGCAGGGGACCAGCACUUCCACCCGAGAGGUAAGGAUCCCAUCACAGGUUCUACGUUCACUCAGAUGGUGGAUCUCUCCCACCAUGACCAGAGGGUCUCUUUUCAAGGAGCCUGGUCGGCUCACAAUCACGAUGGACGCCAGCCUAUUCGGUCGCAGUGGGCCCAGGGACGGUGGUCUCGGUCAGACCUGAGGCACAAUAUCAAUUGGCUAGAACUCAGGGCCAUACAUCUAGCCCUUCACCACUUCCGCCACAGCAUUGCGAAACAACACAUGCUCGUCCUCACGGACAAUGUGGCGGCAAAGGCCCAUGUGAACCGGCGGGGGGCACCCGAUCCUGUGCUCUCCUGACCAAGACCCAGCAACUGGGUCCUGGGCAGAGACCAACCUCACCUCGAUCAGUGUGGACCAUAGCUUGGGAGAGGCAAACAAAAGGGCAGACUUCCUGAGCAGGUCAACCGUGGACCACUCGGAAUGGCGUCUGCACCCGAAUUUAUUCAGGGAAAUCACCCACAGAUUCGGUCUUCCCAUCAUAGAUCUGUUUGCCUCCCAGGCAAACACGCAAC
Molecule: messenger RNA, 2544 nt
Organism: Crotalus tigris (Tiger rattlesnake)
Lineage: Eukaryota; Metazoa; Chordata; Lepidosauria; Squamata; Viperidae
Exons: 2
Coding region: 54-1691 (545 amino acids)
Source: RefSeq, a predicted model, not a curated record